AUGGCCUCCAACGACGUCGGUGAGCUCAAGAUUGAGUCAACCAACAUCAAGACCGCCCCUGGCGUCUCCCUCGACUCCCACCAACAGACCCUCGUUGGCUCCGUCCUCGACCUCUUCGCUGGCCGCCCAUCCCUCGCCAAGCUGGCGCUAUGGAAGGAUGAUGCCGUCUUCACCGACCCGCUAACCAUCGCCGAGGGCCGUAAGCAGUACUCGGCGCAGUGGUACGGUCUACAGACUGCGUUCAGCGAGAUCGAGCGACUAGGCCAUGAGGUGAAGAGCAACGGUAACCCGAUCACGAUGGAUUUGGAUACGCGGUAUGUUAUCAAGGGAAUUGGAAAGGAGCAGAAGAUCCACAGCUUGGUGGAGAUCUACCACGAGGGUGGGAAGAUUACGAAGGUGGCUGAUAAGUGGGACGGCAAGCUGCCCGACAGCACCAUCAGCAAUGCUUUCCGUCACCUCAACUCCGUCACUGUGCCCCAGAUGGUCAGCGUGCCAAAGAACGCCGAGGAGGAUGCCAAGAAGGGCAACCAAUAG
Baudoinia panamericana UAMH 10762 is the source of this 534-nucleotide messenger RNA. RefSeq lists its product as uncharacterized. The coding region runs from base 1 to 534 and encodes 177 amino acids. The transcript has 3 exons. Lineage: Eukaryota; Fungi; Ascomycota; Dothideomycetes; Mycosphaerellales; Teratosphaeriaceae. The record is from RefSeq and is a predicted model, not a curated record.